UUGCACAGCAGUUUGUGUCGGCAGAGAACAAUAAGUCACCCGGAACACUUCUGUAUGUUGGCCUGUGUGCAAAGAUGUCUGAGAAGCUGCUGAGCGCGAUCCCCGAUGCAGAUAUAGACCCGGACGGGGUGUUUAAAUACGUGCUGAUCCGGGUCCACAGCACCGCGAAGGGGGAGGACACGCCGAGCAAAGAUAUCGUGAGGGGCUACGCCUGGGCCGAGUACCACGCUGACAUCUAUGAUAAGGUAGCUGCUGAUCUGGAGAAGGGGGGUUCCUUGGACUGCGAGUGCAUCGGAGGCGGCAGGAUCAACCACAACAGCCAGCAGAAGAAGAUCCACGUGUACGGAUACUCCAUGGGAUUUGGUCGAGCAAAUCAUUCUGUUUCCACGGAGAAGCUGAAAUCCCGCUACCCAGACUAUGAAAUCAGCUGGGCAGAUGAGGGCUAUUAACACUGGAUUGAAUUGUGAAGAGGCGGCAUGCAGGCUGGACUCCUUCAGUCCUGAAGUGCAACACAAACUCCUUUUAGCAUUAUUGUUCUGUCCCAGUUUCAAACCCCACGUGAGGGUGCGGACUGUGCUGUUUCUGUCCCCAGUCUCCCCGGCUUAUACAGCGCUGCCAAAGUAUGAAAACAACCCAGUUCUACUGGAAGAUCAACAUAUUUAUUUACAUGUAAGGGAAAUGAAACGUUUCUGUUGGAGUGAGAUUAAAACUCUUAUAUAAACAA
Acipenser ruthenus (sterlet) is the source of this 724-nucleotide messenger RNA. It is a transcript of the gene phpt1, whose product is annotated as phosphohistidine phosphatase 1. Gene Ontology annotation, cellular component: cytosol. Lineage: Eukaryota; Metazoa; Chordata; Actinopteri; Acipenseriformes; Acipenseridae. The record is from RefSeq and is a predicted model, not a curated record. Gene Ontology annotation, biological process: peptidyl-histidine dephosphorylation. Gene Ontology annotation, molecular function: protein histidine phosphatase activity. Bases 75 to 449 code for a protein of 124 amino acids. The transcript has 3 exons.